CUGUCCUCGAGGGUCCAAAAAGAAACCACCGCGCAAGAGAACUAAACAAGAGAAGAGAGUGAGAGAGAGAGAGACACCUUCCUCCUCCGUCUUGAACCCUACGGGUAGCAUCGUUCCGGACAUCCAUGCCCCAUCUUCUGCAAACCCUAAUCCCAAUCAGUUCCCAUCCAUUAGCGGGCAUGAACUUCCGUCUGAUUACAGCAUUCUCAUUCCCUUCAUAUCAUUUCUAAACCUUUAUCUCCUCAAAACCAAUUUUUUUUUCUAGUUUCUUUACGCAAUCUCUAGGGUUUGCAAAUUCUCAAUUUUGUUAUCUAGGAUAGAAUGUCCAUCCCUCCCAUGAACUGUAUGUAUGUUACAGAAGAAUAUAUGAAAGAAUGGAAAAGCGGAAACCAAAACUUUCGCGUCCCUAACCCCGUGCCUAUACUCCGCUUCCUUUACGAGCUAUGCUGGACCAUGGUGAGGGGCGAAUUGCCGUUUCAGAAGUGCAAAGUGGCACUAGAUUCUGUAGAGUUUUCGGAUAGAGUGUCUGGUGAAGAACUGGCCUCGAAUUUUGCCGAUAUAAUUACCCAGAUGGCUCAGGAUCUCACAAUGCCUGGAGAGUACCGUGUUCGUCUCAUAAAGUUGGCAAAGUGGCUGGUGGAAUCUACGUUGGUCCCAUUAAGACUUUUCCAAGAGCGUUGUGAGGAGGAAUUUCUGUGGGAGGCUGAAAUGAUAAAGAUAAAGGCUCAGGAUUUGAAGGGCAAAGAGGUUAGAGUAAACACUCGUCUUCUUUAUCAGCAAACAAAAUUUAACCUUCUUCGAGAAGAAAGUGAGGGCUAUGCCAAACUGGUUACCCUUCUUUGUCGAGUUUAUGACGAUACAACUGAAAAUGCAUCAGCUGCAACGAUAGGCAUCAUUAAGUCGUUAAUUGGGCAUUUUGAUCUGGACCCAAACCGUGUCUUUGAUAUCGUUUUAGAGUGUUUUGAACUUCAGCCUGACAACACUAUCUUCUUGGAGUUGAUCCCUAUCUUUCCUAAGUCACAUGCAUCACAGAUUCUUGGUUUUAAGUUUCAAUAUUAUCAGCGAAUGGAAGUAAAUAGUCCUGUACCAUCUGGGCUCUAUAAGCUCACUGCUUUGUUGGUGAAGGAAGAUUUCAUUGAUCUUGAUAGCAUAUAUGCUCAUCUACUUCCUAGGGAUGAUGAGGCUUUUGAGCAUUAUAAUGCUGUUUCAUCCAAGCGACUGGAUGAGGCUAACAAAAUUGGAAAAAUAAAUUUAGCUGCUACCGGAAAGGACCUCAUGGAUGAUGAGAAACAAGGAGAUGUGACAAUUGAUCUUUUUGCUGCUUUUGACAUGGAAAAUGAGGCUGUUGCUGAAAGGUCCUCAGAGCUUGAAAGUAGUCAAACUCUGGGGUUGCUUACUGGUUUUCUCCUAGUGGAUGACUGGUAUCAUGCUCACAUAUUGUUUGAUCGUCUCGCUCCGCUAAAUCCAGUGGCACAUGUUCAAAUAUGCAAUGCGUUGUUUAGGCUUAUAGAAAAGUCAAUCUCAGCAGCUUAUGAUAUCAUUCGUCAAUCACAUCUGCAAAAUUUUGGGACUCCUUCAGGAGCUGGUAUUGACUCUAUGGACACAAGUAGUUCUCUUGGCCAUAGGUCAUUCAUUGAUCUUCCCAAAGAGCUUUUUCAGAUGCUUGCAAUCACUGGACCAUAUCUUUACCGUGAUACAAUAUUGCUGCAGAAGAUAUGUAGAGUGUUGAGAGGUUAUUAUUUGUCUGCACUUGAGCUUGUAAGCAGCAGUGAUGGAGCUACGAACGGUGAACUUGUUAUUACAGGAAACCCCCGUCCCCACCUGAGGGAAGCUAGGUUGAGGGUAGAGGAAACGUUGGGGACUUGCCUACUUCCUUCUCUGCAGUUGAUACCGGCAAAUCCAGCUGUUGGACAGGAGAUUUGGGAAGUGAUGAAUCUCCUUCCAUAUGAGGCGCGCUAUCGUUUAUAUGGUGAAUGGGAGAAGGAUGAUGAACGGAAUCCAAUGGUUUUAGCUGCAAGACAAACAGCUAAGUUGGACACUAGGAGGAUUUUAAAGAGGCUUGCGAAGGAAAAUCUGAAGCAGCUAGGCCGUAUGGUUGCAAAACUAGCUCAUGCUAAUCCAAUGACUGUCCUUCGUACAAUUGUUCACCAGAUUGAGGCAUAUCGGGAUAUGAUCACCCCUGUUGUGGAUGCUUUCAAGUAUUUGACACAGCUUGAGUAUGAUAUCUUGGAAUAUGUCGUAAUUGAGCGCUUGGCACAAGGAGGUCGUGAUAAACUAAAAGAUGAUGGCCUUAAUUUGUCAGACUGGCUUCAAUCACUGGCAUCAUUUUGGGGUCACCUGUAUGUCUACUUUCCUCAUUUGCAGGACUCUGCAUUGCUUAUCCUGUUUUUCCUUUCUGCACCGGCAUGUUGGUGCAAGAAGUAUCCAUCUAUGGAAUUGAGAGGUCUUUUCCAGUAUCUUGUGAACCAGCUUAAGAAGGGUCAGGGUAUUGAGCUUGUUCUUCUGCAGGAGCUCAUCCAACAAAUGGCUAACGUUCAGUACACAGAGAACCUAACAGAGGAACAGUUGGAUGCAAUGGCAGGGAGUGAGACUCUCCGGUAUCAGGCUACUUCUUUUGGUGUAACACGGAAUAACAAGGCUUUGAUAAAGUCUACCAACAGGCUACGGGACUCUUUGCUUCCGAAGGAUGAACCAAAGUUGGCAAUCCCUCUUUUGUUACUUAUUGCUCAACAUCGCUCUGUGGUUGUCAUUAAUGCAGAGGCGCCAUACAUUAAAAUGGUUAGUGAGCAAUUUGAUAGAUGCCAUGGAACUCUUCUUCAGUACGUGGAAUUUCUUUGCAGCGCUGUGAUACCCGCAAAUGCUUAUGCUCAGUUGAUUCCAUCUCUUGAUGAUCUUGUGCACCUUUACCACCUUGAUCCAGAGGUUGCAUUUUUAGUAUAUCGCCCUGUAAUGAGGCUCUUCAAGUGUGAGGGUAGUUCUGAUGUUUUCUGGCCUUUGGAUGACAAUGAAGUUGUGAACAGUACAACUACAAAUAUGGAGUCUGAGCAAGCAGAAUAUUCUGGCAAAGUGAUUUUGGAUCUUGGAUCUCCUCAAAAGCCUAUAAUGUGGUCGGAGCUUCUUGAAACUGUGAAAACAAUGUUGCCUUCAAAAGCCUGGAAUAGCCUCUCACCUGAUCUCUAUGCAACUUUUUGGGGGCUCACACUGUAUGAUCUUUAUGUUCCUAGAAAUCGCUAUGAAUCUGAAAUUGCAAAGCAGCAUGCUGCUCUUAAAGCUUUGGAAGAGAUUUCUGAUAAUUCAAGUUCAGCAAUUACGAAAAGGAAGAAAGACAAGGAAAGGAUUCAAGAAUCUCUAGAUCGUUUGACUAGCGAACUUCAAAAGCAUGAAGAAAAUGUUGCAUCGGUUCGUAGACGCCUGUCUCGUGAAAAAGACAAAUGGUUGAGUUCCUGCCCUGACACUCUGAAAAUUAAUAUGGAGUUUCUCCAGCGCUGUAUUUUCCCACGUUGUACUUUCAGCAUGCCGGAUGCCGUCUAUUGUGCUAUGUUUGUGCAUACUCUUCAUUCCCUUGGGACACCGUUUUUCAACACAGUAAACCAUAUUGACGUUCUGAUAUGCAAAACAUUGCAACCUAUGAUUUGCUGUUGCACUGAAUAUGAAGCAGGAAGACUUGGGAAGUUUCUAUAUGAGACGUUAAAGAUUGCUUACUACUGGAAGAGUGAUGAAUCAAUAUAUGAACGUGAGUGUGGCAACAUGCCAGGAUUUGCUGUGUACUAUAGAUUUCCAAACAGCCAACGGGUUACAUAUGGCCAGUUCAUCAAGGUGCACUGGAAAUGGAGUCAGAGAAUCUCACGAUUGUUGAUUCAGUGCUUGGAAUCAACCGAGUAUAUGGAAAUUCGAAAUGCUCUUAUUCUGUUGACAAAAAUAUCUGGUGUUUUCCCAGUUACCAAAAGGAGUGGGAUUAACCUUGAAAAGCGGGUAGCCAGGAUCAAAAGUGACGAAAGAGAGGAUCUUAAAGUAUUGGCAACUGGUGUUGCUGCCGCUUUGGCUGCUAGAAAGCCUUCUUGGGUUACAGAUGAAGAAUUUGGCAUGGGAUACCUUGACAUAAAGCCUCCAGCAGCUUCAAAGUCUUUGCCUAGUAACUUAGCAGCUGCACAAAAUAGUUCUGCUGUCAAUGUUUCUCAGGGUGAAUCUACUGGAGGAAGAACAGUGGCUGCAGUAACCCAACAUGGAGAAUCUGGGAACUCCGCCAGAGAACACAUAUCUAGAGGAAAACCGGCAGAUGGGAGGUUGGAUAGGAGUGAUAGUGUCUCACAUUUGAAGUCCGAUCCAGGACAUCAAAAAGUAAAAGGUGGAUCACUGGUGAAUGGGUCAGAUGUUCAGUUGUCUGUUUCCUCUGCUGGUAUAGGGGGGACCUCAAGAUCAGCAGAGAAUCAAAAGCAAAUGGAUGAAUCAGCAAAUAAAAUAAUGGAUGAAAGCACCGGAAGAGCUGCCUCAAAGAACUCUAUGGAGUCUGAGGUGAAAGCUUCAGCAAAACGGUCGGUGCCUGCAACAUCAAUUAAAACACCUAAGCAAGAUCUUGCAAAAGAUGAUUCCAAAUCUGGAAAAGCAGUGGGUAGAACUCUGGGCACUUCCUCCGGUGACAAAGAUAUCCCUUCUCAUUUGUCAGAAGGAAGGCUUGGACAUGUCACUAAUGUUUCUUCUGCUGCCACGUCCAAUGGUAAUUCAGUUUCAGCAUCAGCUAGAGGUUCAACGUCAUCUGCAAGAACCUCUGAUAGUCAUGGUGGUGAAUUGAAGGUAGAUAGUGGAGCUGCCAAAUCUGCAGUAAAAGAUGAUGCCACUGAAGUUACUGAUGGUCACAAGCCCACUUCUCGACUUGUUCAUUCUCCCAGGCAUGAUAGUUCUUUUGUGUCAUCAAAGUCUAGUGAUAAGCUACCGAAGAGAACAAGUCCUGCCGAAGAUCCUGACAGAUUAAGCAAGCGCCGGAAAGGCGAUAUUGAAUUGAGAGAUUCAGAGGGUGAAGUUCGCAUUUCUGACAAAGAGAGGUCUAUAGAUGCUCGACUAGUGGAUCUUGACAAGAUAGGAACUGAUGAACAAAAUAUGCAUAGGAGCACAGAUAAACUUAUGGAUAGGUCAAAAGACAAAGGCAAUGAGAGAUAUGACAGGGACUAUAGGGAAAGAUCAGAGCGUCCUGAUAAGUCCCGUGGAGAUGAUGUUCUAGUGGAAAAAUCAAGGGAUAGGUCAAUGGAAAGAUAUGGAAGAGAGCAUUCUGUAGAAAGGGGGCAGGAGAGAGGUGCUGAUAGGAGUUUUGACAGGCCCUCUGACAAAGCCAAAGAUGAACGAAGCAAGGAUGAUCGUGGCAAGCUGCGGUACAGUGAUACGUCUAUGGAAAAAUCUCAUAUUGACGACAGAUUUUAUGGGCAAAACUUGCCACCUCCACCACCCUUGCCUCCCCAUGUGGUUCCCCAAUCUGUUAAUUCCAGUAGAAGAGAUGAAGAUGCUGAUAGAAGGUUUGGUACUACCAGGCAUACUCAGAGGCUUUCUCCAAGGCAUGAGGAGAAAGAAAGGCGACGCUCAGAAGAAAAUUCUUUGGUUUCACAAGAUGAUGCAAAGCGUAGGAGAGAGGAUGAUUUUCGAGAGAGAAAGCGAGAAGAGCGAGAGGGGCUCUCGUUGAAGGUGGAGGAGAGGGAAAGAGAAAGAGAGAGGGAAAGGGAGAGAGAAAAAGUGACCCUUUUGAAGGAGGAAAUGGAUGUUGGUGCUGCCUCUAAGAGACGAAAACUUAAAAGAGAGCAUCUAUCAUCAGGGGAAGCUGGCGAGUAUUCUCCAGCUGCCCCACCACCUCCACCUCUUCCUAUUGGUAUGUCACAAUCGUAUGAUGGAAGAGAUAGAGGGGAUAGAAAAGGAGCCAUGAUUCAGCGUGCAGGCUAUUUGGAGGAACCUCCAAUGAGGAUUCAUGGUAAAGAAGCGGCCAACAAGAUGACUCGCCGUGAUGCUGAUCCGAUGUAUGACAGAGAAUGGGACGAGGACAAGAGGCAAAGAGCAGAGCAGAAGCGGAGGCACAGGAAAUGAUGUGCUGGAAACAGCUCUAGACAACCUGAUUGGGUGAGUCAAUUACGGGUGUGUGAUUACUUGGGAGUUCCCCUUCCAUUGAUACUUAUAUUUAGUGUUAAAACUGUACCAGACUAGCUGUUAUAGCACAUGAUUUUGGUGGCUUUUGUAUCAGAGUUCAUUUAUUGGAAAACUCCAGAUUGAUCAACACCAUCUGUACAAUAUACUCUGUAUUCUGAGCAAUGUAGACUGUAGCAUAGUUUUAUCUUAUUAAGUAUUCCUCUUUGAAAUUC
Messenger RNA from Manihot esculenta (cassava), 6335 nucleotides. RefSeq names its product THO complex subunit 2. Bases 322 to 6063 code for a protein of 1913 amino acids. The record is from RefSeq and is a predicted model, not a curated record. Lineage: Eukaryota; Viridiplantae; Streptophyta; Magnoliopsida; Malpighiales; Euphorbiaceae. Gene Ontology annotation, molecular function: mRNA binding. The transcript is spliced from 32 exons. Gene Ontology annotation, biological process: mRNA export from nucleus; mRNA processing. Gene Ontology annotation, cellular component: THO complex part of transcription export complex.